UUCGUUUUAUAAAGAUUAAUGUACUGGUUCGCGCCGCGCCACUAUUGUGACUUUUCGCAUUGUUUAGUGUUUUGAAACUUUUUAUUUAUAACUGAAGAGUUUGAAAAUGAAGGACGUGAUGAAAAAAGAGGAGACUUCGGACGAUGAAUCCGGAUUGGGGUACCAGAAUACCUUGAUGUAUGGUCGCUACCAACGCGACCUUAGUGAAGCUGCCAGAGAAGAAGCUAGAAGACUCAGAAGACUCCGCAAGAGACGACGGAAAGACGACAAACUACGACAGAAGGAGCUCGAAGCGACGGGCAAACAUCGACCGAGGGGGAAAUUCUUUAAAGUAUUAGGAUACCUAUGGAGGCACACGUUCGCGAGACUUGGUGAAGACUGGAUCUUCCUGGCGCUGUUGGGCAUCAUCAUGGCCUGCCUCAACUUCGCAAUGGACAAGGGCAUUGCAGUUUGUAAUAACGCCCGCAUGUGGAUGUACAAAGAUUUAGCGACGUCAACUUUCAGUCAAUAUGUAGCGUGGGUGUCGCUACCCGUCUGUUUGAUCCUUUUCGCUGCUGGAUUUGUCCAUAUUGUCGCCGCGCAAAGUAUCGGUUCCGGUAUACCAGAAAUGAAAACGAUAUUGAGGGGAGUACAUCUCAAGGAGUACCUCACGUUUAGAGCAUUGAUCUCAAAAGUUAUUGGUCUCACAGCCACGCUUGGAUCUGGUCUACCACUGGGUAAAGAGGGUCCGUCGGUCCACAUAGCAUCAAUGGUAGCUGCCCUGCUAUCAAAGCUAGUGACGACAUUCCAAGGUAUAUACAGCAACGAGUCCCGUACUACGGAAAUGUUAGCAGCCGCGUGUGCAGUUGGAGUUGCAUCUUGCUUUGCGGCGCCUGUGGGGGGUGUCCUGUUCUCGAUCGAAGUAACGACAACAUACUUUGCAGUAAGAAACUAUUGGCGUGGAUUCUUCGCUGCGUGCUGCAGUGCAAUCAUGUUCCGGCUGCUGUCGGUGUGGUCGGGCGCGUUGCCGACUGUAAAGCCGCUGUUCCCCACUAACCUGCCGCAGGACUUCCCCUUCGACCCUCAGGAGUUCGCCGUCUUCGUGCUGCUCGGUAUCGUGUGCGGGCUGAUGGCGGCUUUGUGGGUGUUCCUUCACCGCCAGUACGUGCUGUUCAUGAGGAACACCAAGGUUUUGAGCAGUUUCCUGCAGAAAAACCGUUUCAUCUACCCAGGCUUCAUGACACUGGCAGUAAUGUCGAUCCUCUUCCCGCCCGGCAUUGGCAAAUAUAUGGCAGCCGAUCUUGGAAACCAGGAACAGGUGUUGUCGCUGUUCGCCAACUUCACGUGGUCGGACGAGCUGACGGCGGAGCAGGCGGCCGUCGUGUCGCACUGGCAGACGCCGGAGGUGGACCACUUCGGGUGCCUCGUCAUAUACUUCUUCUCUAUCUUCUUCCUGAGCCUGGUGUCGUGCACGCUGCCGGUGCCCGCGGGUAUCUUCGUGCCCGCCUUCAAGAUGGGCGCGUCGCUGGGCCGCUUCACCGGGGAGGUCAUGCACUACUUCUGCCCGCUGGGCGUGGCCUACGGGGGGCACGUGCAGAAGAUCUUACCGGGAGGCUACGCUACAGUGGGCGCCGCGGCUUUCACCGGAGCGGUGACACACACCGUCUCCACUAUCGUUAUAUGUAUCGAGAUGACGGGACAGGUAACUCACCUGCUGCCCAUAAUGGCGGCGGUGCUGGCCGCCAACGCCACAGCGGCCCUCCUGCAGCCCUCCUGCUUCGACAGCAUCAUCCUCAUCAAGAAGUUGCCCUACCUGCCCGACCUGCUGUCCUCCGCCAGCCGUAUGUACGAUAUCUGCGUAGAAGACUUCAUGGUACGCGACGUCAAAUACAUUUGGAACAGAAUGACAUUCCAGCAAUUGAAGGACAUUUUGAAGGAGAAUAGGACUAUCAAGAGUUUCCCACUCGUGGACAACCCUGCAUCCAUGGUGCUGUUGGGCUCCAUCCACCGCUGGGAACUGGUGAAAGUGAUCGAGCAGCAAGUGGGUCGGUCCAGACGUCUGCAGGUGGCCGCCUUGUGGCAGCGAGAGGCCGAGUUGAGAAGGAGGGAUGAAGAGAGGCGCAGGACGAGGAGACCGUCGAGAUUUGAGGUUACUCCGGCGCCAGAUAUGCUGCAAGUCCCAGGAACAGGGAUGACCAGAGGAACUUCGCUGAACAGUCAAGACCAGAGCGGUCUCAUACCGGCUCCAGGUCAGCUGUUCAGACCGAAGUCAAUCCUCAAGAAGACAAACUCCUUCACACUGUCUCGUGGCGGCACUUCCCCCGCCCCCACCCCGGGCUCCCCCCCGCCGGUCUACUCCACUGUUACUGGCGCGGAGACCAGGAUCCGAGCCGCCUUCGAAGCCAUCUUCAAACGGUCGACGUUGCUGCCCGACGUGGAAAGCGGCCUGACGGACCACGGCCUCGGGGGACUGCCGAGGAGUCCUUCUAUUAAUAAGAAAGUGCAGCUGCCCCGCGAGCGAGUAUGCGACAUGUCUCCAGAAGACCAGAAGGCUUGGGAGACGCUGGAGAUGGCCAAGGAGGUGGACUUCGACCGCAUGCUGACUGUAGCACGUCGCAGGGACCUUAAUCCCGAUGAGUGUGAUUACGAAGAUGAAACACUGUACAUCUGCCACAUCGACCCCGCUCCGUUCCAGCUUGUCGAACGCACUUCGCUAUUAAAGGUGCAUUCGCUGUUUUCUACUCUUGGAGUCAGUCGUGCGUACGUGACCGCCAUCGGCCGCCUCAUAGGCGUAGUUUCUCUAAAGGAACUCCGAAAAGCCAUAGAAGACGUGAACUCAGGGGUCCUGACCCCCCUCACCCGACCCGACCCUCCCUCAACCCCUAACUCCCCCCUGGCCCCCCCACUACUCAUCAAAGUACCACGCUCCGAACCCGCACCCCCAUCGGAUAAAGAUACAGACAAGCUCACCACUCAAUCAUGAUCUAGGUGAAAACAACGCUUAGGAGCCAGGUGACACCAGGUGACAGCCAUAGUCUAUUGACUAGCAAAGUUAGAGGCGAUCGCUACAGUAUUUUAGAAAUAGUUAUCAUUUGUAUAUAUGGUGCUUCCCUAUACGAAAAUCAAUAUUUAUUUAUUUCUAAACCAGUUCUAACUGGUUGCUGAACUGGUUCUAACUGGUUACUCGAGCAGUUUAAGCUGGUUAUUAUCAAGUCACAAAGGUUGUGCCUAAAAUAAACUAGAAUAUAUUGUUUGAAACUAUUGUUAUAAGCAUUUUAAGUAUUAAUAUACAUUGAGUUGAUGAUAAUUUUAGUUUAAAAUUAUUGAUACUAGUUUUGUCCGCUUACUUCACCUGUGUUAAGUUGUGUGAGAAUUUUGGUCGCAGAAAGAAGAGUAAAAAAGGUAAAAAUUGUUUCGUUAAAAAAGUAAAUGCGGAUGAAGGAUGAAUCCAAAGGAAUUUUCUAGUGUUAAAGAUUUUAAUUAAAAUUAUUCAUCAACCAACCCUAAGAAAUAUUUUCCAAAUUAUCUAAUCAAGGCUUGUGAUUGUUGAAAUCAUUCCAAAAUGAACGUAGUUUAUAAGUUAGUUCAAUUGAUUGUGAAAAAUCUAAAAGACAAUAAAAAAUUGUGCCAUUCCGACUUCAAA
Molecule: messenger RNA, 3622 nt
Organism: Melitaea cinxia (Glanville fritillary)
Lineage: Eukaryota; Metazoa; Arthropoda; Insecta; Lepidoptera; Nymphalidae
Gene: ClC-a
Product: chloride channel protein 2
Exons: 24
Coding region: 107-2962 (951 amino acids)
Biological process (GO): transmembrane transport; chloride transport
Cellular component (GO): membrane
Molecular function (GO): voltage-gated chloride channel activity
Source: RefSeq, a predicted model, not a curated record